This is a messenger RNA of Eupeodes corollae, 7324 nucleotides long. It is a transcript of the gene BicD, whose product is annotated as protein bicaudal D. The coding region runs from base 912 to 3317 and encodes 801 amino acids. The record is from RefSeq and is a predicted model, not a curated record. Gene Ontology annotation, molecular function: cytoskeletal adaptor activity; dynactin binding; dynein complex binding. The transcript has 8 exons. Gene Ontology annotation, cellular component: cytosol; Golgi apparatus. NCBI's taxonomy places the organism in Eukaryota, Metazoa, Arthropoda, Insecta, Diptera, Syrphidae. Gene Ontology annotation, biological process: regulation of microtubule cytoskeleton organization; microtubule anchoring at microtubule organizing center; protein localization to organelle.
UCUCAAUUUUCUACGACAUUCCGUCACACACUCUCGCUCGCAAGGGAUCCCACAAGAAACGCAAGAAAAACGAACAAAAAAAGCGAGGAAAAGUGCAAAAAUAAAAUAAAUUCAUUAUUUUCAAUCACCCCAAAAAACUCUACCUACAUCUGCGAAAAAACAAUUCCUCCUUGUUCUUUUUCUUAUAUUUCGCGCUUUCAUUUCAAUUUUAUCUUCACUUAAAAAUAUCAAACACCUUAAACAUUUCAUUCUUGCAAAUCCUCCUAAUUCGAACUCAAGAGACGUCGACGACCAGAAAAAAAGAAAAAGAAAAUUCUGUGUAUUGUUCCACCUGAGCAAAGAAAUAGAAGAAACCAAAAAAAGUGAAUAAACGUCCAGAGAAAGAACCAAUUAAAAGCAAAAAAUCCAAUGAACGAUUAAAAAGUUUCACCAAAAAGACAAAAUUAUAAAAAUAAAUAAAAAAUAAUAAAAAAGGAUUGUUUCGCUUUUGAUUUUAAUUUUUGCAUUCGCGGUGCAUUGUGUUGUGUAUGUGGCAGUUUUUUUUUGUUGAUUUUUCUUUCUUUCUUUCUUUUUGCGCAAAAAGAUUGAAGAAUUCUUGUGCAACUUUGGAAUCGCUGGUUGAUUUCCCUCAUUAAUUUCGCAAUAUUCAUCGACAUCGACGAAAGCGAAUUGGAAUAAAGAAUACAAAAAAACCAAAAACGAAAAACGGAAAGCAGAAAACAAAAACAACUUCCUGCACUGUGUUCUGUGCAGUUUGUCCUCUUUCUCCUCAUCCUUCUCCUCGGCUCCUUCGCUUUCAAUCAGUGAAAACAUCCAAAACCCCCAACCCCCAAUUCCGAGAAAACAUUGGCAUUGGGUUUGUGUUCCUGUUCCUGUUCCUCCGCCGUCAGAAUUGUCGCCGCGAGUAAAUCAUGUCCUCGUCCUCGACGAAUUCUCCCACCGCCGCACCCGGAGGAGGAGGUGGUAAAGGUGUAACAGCUGCUGCCGAUGAUCCGGCAACCAUUGAGGAGCUGCGAUUGGAAAUCGAGCGCCUGUCCAGGGAGCUAGAUCAAGCCAGCAGUGAGAAAAUUCAAUCCGCCCAAUUCGGUUUGGUGUUGCUCGACGAAAAGAGCCUUCUCCAACACAAAUGCGAGGAGCUAGAAACUCUAUACGAGAAUACAAAGCAUGACUUGGACAUAACACAGGAGGCCCUUGCUAAAUUCCAGACGUCACAAAAAGUCACAACAAAAACCGGCAUCGAACAAGAAGAAACUCUUCUUAAUGAAUCUGCCGCCAUCGAAACAUCACUCAAUUUACAAAUUUUCGAUUUGGAAAAUGAAGUCAAACAGCUGCGUCACGAAUUGGAACGUGUUCGUAAUGAACGUGAUCGUAUGUUGCAAGAAAACUCCGAUAUAGGACGAGAUAAGUCUGACAAUGAGGCGGAAAAAAUAAGACUUAAAGCAGAGUUGAAAGAAUUGAAAUUCCGUGAGACCCGAAUGCUAACUGAAUAUUCAGAAUUGGAAGAGGAGAAUAUUUCACUGCAGAAGCAAGUGUCCAGUUUAAGAAGUUCUCAGGUUGAAUUUGAAGGUGCCAAACAUGAAAUUCGAAGGCUCACUGAGGAGAUGGAGUUACUUAACAAUCAAGUCGAUGAGCUAGCUAAUCUUAAAAAGAUUGCCGAGAAGCAGAUGGAGGAAGCCCUGGAAGCUCUACAAGGUGAACGAGAAGCAAAAUAUGCUUUAAAGAAGGAACUCGAUGGACAUAUCAACCGAGAGUCUAUGUACCACAUAAGCAAUCUGGCGUAUAGCAUCCGUUCCAUCGAUGAAAACGCCGGCGGUAAUAGCGACGGUGAAGAAGAGAAUUUAGCCCUGAAACGUCUAGAAGCCGAUCUAACAACCGAACUGAAAUCACCCGAUGGCACCAAAGUGGAUCUUUUCUCGGAAAUUCAUCUAAACGAACUGAAAAAACUGGAAAAACAAUUAGAAUCAAUGGAAAACGAAAAGGCCCACAUGACAUCUAACCUGCGCGAAGCCCAAACAAAUCUGGAUAAGAGUCAAAAUGAAUUGCAAAACUUUAUGUCAAGGCUGGCGUUGCUAGCAGCGCAUGUAGAUGCUUUGACACAAUUAAAGAAACAAAUCGACACCAAGGAUGAUAGUCUUACGAAAAUGGCUAAGAAUAGCAAAGACAAGAACGAUGAAUUGAAUUUGAAUCAGAAGUUGCGUGAUGUUCUGACGCAAUAUUCAAAUUGGUUUACCCUAAGUUCCAAGGAGAUCGAUGGCUUAAAGACUGAUAUAAGUGAGUUACAAAAAGGUUUGAACUACUCUGAUGCUAUGGUAACGUUGCGCAAUGAAAUUACGAAUUUGAAAAAUAAACUACUGUCGACGGAACAAAAAUCAUUGGAUCUGCAAAGUGAUGUGCAAACUUUAACUCACAUCUCACAGAAUGCUGGACAAAGUUUGGGUUCGGCUAGGUCGACAUUGGUGGCGUUAAGUGACGAUUUGGCACAAUUGUAUCAUCUAGUCUGUACUGUGAAUGGAGAGACGCCAACAAGAGUGCUGUUGGAUCAUAAGAACGAUGACAUGAGUUUUGAGAACGACUCACUUACCGCCAUUCAGUCACAAUUCAAGUCCGAUGUGUUCCUAUCAAGAUCACAAAUUGUCGAAGACCUUCAGGGCCUGGCUGAUUCAGUGGAAAUCAAAAAGUACGUUGAUACGGUCAACGAUCAAAUUAAAUACCUUAAAACCGCUGUGGAACACACAAUUGAUCUUAAUAAAAACAAAGUCCGAGGCGAUGUCAGUGAGGACAAAUUCAACCGUGAAGAAAUCGAGGAAUUACAGGAGCAAAUUAUCAAACUCAAGAGCCUGUUGUCAACGAAGCGCGAACAAAUCGCCACUCUGCGCACAGUACUCAAGUCCAAUAAGCAAACUGCCGAAGUUGCACUCACCAAUCUCAAGUCAAAGUACGAAAACGAGAAAUUAGUUGUGAGCGAUACAAUGUCCAAAUUGAGAAACGAACUGAAGAUCCUAAAAGAGGAUGCAGCUACAUUCUCAAGUCUACGUGCAAUGUUCGCAGCUCGUUGCGAAGAAUAUGUUACACAGGUCGAUGACCUGAAUCGUCAAUUGGAAGCAGCUGAAGAGGAAAAGAAGACCCUCAAUCAAUUGCUAAGACUCGCUGUGCAACAAAAAUUAACGCUGACACAACGUUUAGAGGAAAUGGAAAUGGAUCGUGAAAUGCGACAUGUACGUCGACCAAUGCUGACACCUCGUGGUGCCAGUGGCAAAUCAUCAUUUUCUCGACCAUCACCACGAAAUCCCUCAGCAAACAAUCAGAAUCCCUUCUAACAUAAAAUCAGCGUGCAGCGUAAACUUUUAGCCUUAGUUUAUACUUUACUUAAGUUAUAAAAUGUUUGUUAAUUUUAUUUAUAUCCCUUUUUAAGAACAAAGAAUCAAGGAAGAGAAAAAUAGAGAAAAGAAAACAACUUAUACACACAAACAUCGUUAUUUACUAAAUAUUUCUACAAAAUAAAGUCAGACUAAUUGGAGAGAUUGCAUAAACGUUCCUAUUGCCACAACGUCCAAUAUUAUUUUACGAUUCAAUAAAACAAAAUGCAAUGAAUCAAAUAAAUCAAAACAAAACAAAUAAAAAAUGUGGCAUUAUAUCUCCAAAUGGAACGCAAUAAGUAAAUAACGCUUAUUGUGUUAUUCUCUCCAAUUAGUAAACUAUGGUUAAAGUUAUUAUUAUUAAUAUUAUUAUUAUUAUCAGUAUAAACGGUACGUUACUUAGUAUUUCAAUUAAGAUUAGGAAAAGUGAAAAGAAAAUGUUUUGUUUUAUUAUUAUUUUUAUUUUGUUUUUGUUUUUUAUAUAAAAAGAGAACAAGUUCAAUUUUCCAUUGGUAUUUUGUUUUUCAAGAAAAAGCUGUACGCAAAAUUCAGUAAAAAAACAUUUAAUUUGAUUAUUUUGUUAUUUGUUUUGUUUUUAAAAUUGAACAAAUUAAUACACAUAUUAUAUUUGUUCUUCAUAUAAAAUUAGAAAAAAAAAAAAAAACAAAAUAAAAUGCAGCAGAUGAAAAAAUUAAAGGCAGCAACAAUAUUUUAUAGUCUCUAAGACAAAAACGUAAUAUUUAUUAAACUAACAAUAAAACAAAAACAUGAACUAGUUAAUAAAUAAUCUGAAGUUAAGAAAAUUUAAUAAAAUUACUAUAAAAUAACAAUAACAAAACAACAAUUUUAUAAUACAAAACAAAAAAAAAUGAAUAAAAACUUUGAAAAGUAAUAUAAAUUAUUUAAAAAAAGAAAAACUAAAUAAAUCGUCCAUCAUUAAAAGUGAAUUUUAUUGUUUUUUGGUUAAUAUAUUUUGUGACUUUGCUAAUUAUUUUCUACAAACAAACUUUAUUAAUCUAUUACAAAAGAAAAACAAAUUUUAUCUAUUACCUUUAAAUAUAUUAUUAUAUUUGAGAAAUAUAAUUUUUUUAUUUCUAUCAAUAUGUCCUUCCACACACGUACACACACAAAUCUAUUUGUUUAUUGUUGUGAUUUUUCAUAUUUAAAAAAAAAAUAAUAUAAAAACAAAUAUAUGUAUUUAAACGAACAAAAAAAAGUAAAUGAUGAAAAUGUAUUUAAUUAUAUAUUUAAAAAAAUCCAAACCAAAUAAAAGUAAUAUAAAACUUUUAUUAUUAUACAAACAAAACACAAAAACAAAAUGAAAAAAAUAUCAUAUUAAAAUCUUUGGAAUCUAACAUUUUACUAUUAAAGUCUAAAGAAAAAAUAAUUAAAAUGAUAAUUGUUUGUUUUUUUAAAGGAUUUAAGUUUUUUUUUAAAGAAUUUUGAUGUUGUUUAAAUAUUUAUCAUUUGAAGUGAUUUUUUCGUUUGUUUGUAAAAUAAAAUCUGGAAUGGGGAAAAUAAAAUUUUAUAAUAAAUAAAUAAAAUCUGAAUAUUAAAAGUAUACAAAAUAAAUAGACUUUAUUCAAGAAAAUUAGUCUUAUCUAGAAUGAAUAAUAAGAUAUUUCGUAACAUAAACUCUCAUGAAUUUUGUGGUUCAAAUUUAAGCAUAAAGAUCGAAAAAUAAAAAGCUAAUGAAAUAGUUUGGACUUUAGCAUAUUUGAUGAUUAAUUGGACAGAUGAUAAUCUGGAUUGUCGAUUGACUGGAAUAUCGAUUGAAUGUUCUGCAAUUUAAAUUGAUAAGGUAAAGUGCUAAAGAGGUUUUAUCUAUAACUCGGAUAUAAGCAGAUGUUUUAUUUUUAUUGUAUGUUUUGAAACGUUUUGAAAUGAAAUGAUUUCUAAUUUUUUGGAUUUUUAUAUUUUGACUUGGUCGAAAAAGGUUGUGUGUAGUAUUCAACGAACUUAAUAGUGAAGACUACCAAAGUAGAGGAGAUAGAUAUCUUAGUUGGUUAACAUCACAGCUAUUAAAGCUUAUAAACGUUUAUUAAGACUAAAACUUGUUUUAAUCAAUAACAAGUAAGUAAAAUAAUACCUUUCUGUCAUGUAAAGCUUGGUUCUUUAAUUUGAAUAAUAUGGAAUUUGGUCAUAAUUCUAUCAUGUCGAGUGAAAUUUUGUCCACUAUUUAAGAUUUUAUUCGGAAUUAAAGCGAAGUGCAGAAUCUAGCUGAUAGUGUUUUUCGUAUGGGUUAUAGGCAACCCUAAAAUGCGUUCAGUCUAAAAUACCUUUGUUUUCGCUAAGAACAAGCAAAGACAAGCUAACUUUAUUUAGACAGAGUCAUCAAAAUAAAAGGUUCAACCAAAGUAAAGCACUGUUUUAUAUACAACAACUAACUAUGUGAAAAAGAACCACAGAUUGAGAAUUUUGACUAUUUUCACUUUAAAAAAAUAAAAUUCUUUUAUGAAAGAGAAAAAAUGGAGAUAAGAAAUCAAUUGUUUGAAAAAAGUUUGGAGUAAUUCUAAUGUCGCAAAAGCUUAAGAGCUUAUUGUGAGAGGCUAAUUUAAAAAGAAGUUUAUUCGAAAUCAACUGAAUUGUCUUCUUUCAGAAGAUUGAUUUUUUUAUGACAGGCUUAUGAAAAAAUUCGAAGCAAUGCUCGUAUUUUUUGUAUGAUGUUUUGGAAUAUUUUUUUAUUUUCUUUCUGAAAUAAAUAACAAAAUAAAUACGAAACUUAACAGAAUUCGAUUAGGUCCUCUUGAUAAUUUAAUUUUUGAACAUAUUGGAAUGGUAUGGCCCUAAUUUCAAUACUACUGUAGACUUUUUCGGUCUUAAAAAAAUAACUACGUUAAAAAGUAAUUAGAACCACAUUUUUCACGUGAGAAGUGUAUACCCAGUGUAAAAUAGGAAGUUAAAAUACAAAUAAAUUGACAUUUUUAUUUUUGCUGCAUCAAAAAUAUUCAAAUAGUAUCUUCUAGAAAAAGUUUUUACAUCGAAAUCCCCCUAAACAAAAAAAAAAGUAAAUUAGCUGAAUUUUCAAAAGAAAUAAUUACAUGAAAAAUAUAAAUUUAAAUUAGGUUGCGUAAACGCCAGUAGCUGAGUUAAACUAAAUAAUUAUAAUAUGGUAGAAUGUUUAAAUCCGUAAAUAAAUUUAAAAUAUCAUCAAAUUGGUACCGAAAUACUCUACAAUUUUAAAAGUAACUAAAAAUAUACCCAAAAAUUAGAUCAAAGUUUGUUUGUAAAAUAAAAUUUAUUAAUAAAAUAUAAAAAUACAAAAUAACAACCUUAACCAAAUAAAAUGUAGCAAACAAAAGUUGAAAACAAAAAUUCAAAAAUAACUCCAAUUUAUCAUUUUUGCUUAGAAAGCCUUUUAAAAGUUAAAACCCAUUUCAGGUUAAAAAUACAAACGUUUUAUGCUCAUACAUAUUUAUUUCUACAUUUCUACCUGACUUCCCCUUAUAUUGUUGUAUUUAAAAAAAAAACAAAAAUUAAGAAAAAACGAACUUUAAAAAAGAGGAAAAUAAAAUAACCGUCGCAAUAAAUUUUUAAAAAAUAAACUUUAUCAAAUAAGUUGGUUAAGUAUAAGAAAAAAAAAUAAAUUAAAAACACAAUCUAUACCGAGCCAUUCAAUUGAAUUUAUUGAAACACAAAUGAAGACACAUUAUUUGUUAAUAUAUAAAUUCACUAUAAAGACGUACACCGUUUAAGAACCAAGAACAAACAAAACAAAAAACUUAUUUAACAACAAAUAAAUUCAUGUUAAUUGUAAUUAUAGAAUAAUUUAUUUAUAGAAAAUAUGAAUAUUAUUCAAAUGACAAAUGCAUUAAAGAAAAAACUUCGUUUGAAGUAAGACUUUUGAAAACCAAAAUAAAAUGGAACCAUCUAAAAGAACGAAUUAACGAAUUUUUGAUGAACAAACAACAAAACAAACAUAAUAUUAACUUUUAAAUGUAUCAACUACAUAUACAUAUGGUAUAACA